Messenger RNA from Cyprinodon tularosa, 1018 nucleotides. It is a transcript of the gene mdkb, whose product is annotated as midkine b. The coding region runs from base 157 to 597 and encodes 146 amino acids. The record is from RefSeq and is a predicted model, not a curated record. The transcript is spliced from 5 exons. Lineage: Eukaryota; Metazoa; Chordata; Actinopteri; Cyprinodontiformes; Cyprinodontidae. Gene Ontology annotation, molecular function: growth factor activity.
GCAGGAUUACAGCUUGUGAUGUCACCAGCAGGCUGGUCCUCAGCGCUGUGUGUGUGUGUGUGUGAGAGAGAGGGGUUGUUCUGGAGCAGCCACUGAAUCCCAGACAGAAAGCGACGACUCCACAGCUCGACAGGCUGCUCCUCUGAGCUCGACACGAUGAAAAGUUUGCUCUCAGUGACGCUGCUGCUCCUCCUGGUGCUCACGCUCAGCGCCGAGGCCAACAAAAGAGCCAAACAUCACAAAGGUGGAAAACAUGAUAAAAGCCGGUCUUCCACUGAGUGCUCCCUUUCAGAGACCCAGUACGGGAAAUGUGUCCCGGAACACGGAGACUGUGGAGAAGGACUGAGAGAGGCCACCUGCAAAGAUCGCACCGAGAAGCUGCACUGCAGGAUCCCCUGCAACUGGAAGAAGGACAUCAGUGACUGCAAGUACAAGUUUGGAGCGUGGAGUCCAUGCGACGCCGCCACCAACACCAAGAGCCGGUCCGGGACGCUGAAGAGAGCUCUGUACAACGCAGACUGUCAGACCACCGUCAAGGUGUCCAAGCCCUGCUCCCACAAAGCCAAGAAGACCAGAGGAGAGAAGAAAUCAAACUGAAGAAGAAAGUAAACCAGAAGACGAAGGAGUUCUCCUCCUCCUCCUCCUCCUCCUCCUCCUCCUCCUGCAGCUCAAAGUUGCCUUCUUUUCUUCAGACCUAAAACCAGAGACUCCAAAACAGACUUCCUGUCCUCAAACUGAUCCCAUCUGACUUGCUGAUUCCUGCUCCCAUUCCAUGCUUUCCUUGGAUCUAAGCUUUAGCUGGUCAGAAUAACCUUUGUUCAGUAGGUGAUAGUCCCCCCCCCCCCCCCCCCCCCCCCCCCCCCCCCCACCCAACCCCUCCAGUAGUCAUUAGAGGCAACCAAUGAUCCUCCAGAUCCUCCACAUCCAAACUGAAGGAAAGUUUAUUUUUGGAAUUACAGAUUAUUGAUGAGACUUGUACAAACAAACAAAUAAAUGCUGUACAUUGUUUUGGUGAAAA